AGGACAAAAAACAGUGAGGAUGAAAAAGUGGGAAGACUUAUGUGAGAGUUGAGACAAGAGGAAGGAGUAGUGGCACAUUAACUAAACCAAAUUGAUGGUCAAAGUGAAUUGGCAGUUGUUGACAAGUGUAUAAACAAGUGCAAGUCAAAGUGGAAAGUAGUAUAUUGGAAGCUUUAGCUGUUUGUUGAUGAGAUAAACAAUACAAAGAGUGGAGAAUUGAUCAUUAUAAAAAGAAUGGUUGAGUGAAGCUCAUAGAGAAUGAGUUUCAUAGUGGAAACUUGGAAGUUGGGGCAUUUAUUCUAAUAUAUAAUAAUAAUAUAAUGGAAUAACUUGCGGAGGUACACUACAUAUUCUAGACGUGGUAUGACAGGCAAUGAGUCAACUAAGCCUGUUUGUCACUUGAAUAUUUUAGUUCCAUACCACCUAUGUAUGUAUCUCCAUUCAAUUCUUUCCCAGGUUAGGAUGAAAAUGAGAGAGAAUGAUGAUAGCUACAUGAUGAUGGUGAUAAUUACCAUAGUGAUUACCUUUGUCUCCUUGAUUUGGUGGUUUGUUGCGACUAGAGGCGGAGGGAGGAGCAAGGGUAAGUUGCCUCCGGGAGGAAGAGGGUGGCCGGUGGUGGGGGACAGCAUCAGCUGGUACAAUGCUGUUGCGAGUUCCCAUCCCCCGGCCUUCGUCCACAAGCAGGUCCGACGCUACGGCCCAAUAUUCUCCUGUAGUCUAUUCGGGAAGUGGGCGGUUGCUUCUGCGGAUCCGGCCUUCAAUAAAUUUGUUAUGCAAAACGAAGGCAAGCUGUUCCAGUCGAACUACCCGAAAUCCUUCAGAGAUUUGGUGGGGAAGAAUGGGGUGAUUACUGCGCAGGGAGACCACCAGAGGAAGCUUCAUUCCAUCGCCUCCAACAUGAUGCGGCUUGACAAGCUCAGGUUUCACUUCCUGCAGGAUAUUCAGAUAGUUAUCAGACAGAUCUUCACCAAUCUACACCACAAUCAGGUUGCCCCCCUUCAAGAUGUUUGUCGCAAGCUAGCAAUUAACUUGAUGGUCAAUCAACUCCUUGGAGUCUCCUCUGAAUCCCAAGUGAAUCACAUAGCUCAAUUGUUCUCAGAUUUCGUCGAUGGCUGCCUCUCUCUUCCGAUCAAUUUGCCAGGCUUCGCUUAUCACAAGGCAAUGAAGGCUAGGGAAAAUAUAAUAAGCAAGAUUAACACGACUAUCGAGACUCAUAAAAGGAAUUCCUCCUCAGAUAUUGGCAAUGGUGUUCUGGGAAGGCUGCUAGAGGAAGAAAGCUUACCUGAUGAUGCUGUUGCUGACUUUAUCAUUAACCUUCUAUUUGCUGGAAAUGAGACCACAGCAAAAACCAUGCUCUUUGCUGUUUACUUCCUCACACAAUGCCCCAGAGCCAUGAAGCAAAUGCUGGAUGAGCACCAGAGCCUAAGGAGUGAAAGGGGUGAGGAGGAGAUGCUUACCUGGCAAGAUUACAAAGCUAUGCCUUUCACUCAAUGUGUAAUUGACGAAACUCUACGUCUAGGAGGCAUUGCCAUUUGGCUCAUGAGAGAAGCCAAAGAACAAGUAGAAUAUAAAGAUUAUGUCAUUCCAAAAGGAAGCUUUGUGGUGCCGUUUCUUUCAGCAGUCCAUUUAGAUGAAAAUGUCUAUGAGGAUCCACGUUGCUUUAAUCCAUGGAGAUGGAUGGAACCCGAAAAUCAGGAAAAGAGAAACUGGAGGAGCGGCCCAUAUUUUGCACCUUUUGGCGGAGGAGCUAGGUUUUGUCCAGGGGCAGAGUUGGCUCGCCUUCAGAUUGCCCUCUUCCUACAUUACUUCCUCACCACAUUUAGGUGGAGGCAGGUGAAGGAUGACAACAUGUCUUUUUUUCCAUCAGCUCGAUUGGUGAACGGAUUUCAGAUACAAUUGAAUAGAAUAAGCCAUGAUCACCGUGUAUCCACCUCUAUCAACUGAACAAACAAACUAUAUUUGUUUGUUGUUCAGUAUUCUUCUGGGGUCUGAGGAAGGCUCUUCAUCUGUAAAUUACCUUCAAAUACAUAUGUAUUGUUGUGGAUAUGGAUGUAAAAAAUAAUUACUGCUUUUUAUCAAACCAAUACUGCAAUACUAUCA
Molecule: messenger RNA, 2100 nt
Organism: Salvia hispanica
Lineage: Eukaryota; Viridiplantae; Streptophyta; Magnoliopsida; Lamiales; Lamiaceae
Product: Cytochrome P450 superfamily protein
Biological process (GO): brassinosteroid biosynthetic process; sterol metabolic process; multicellular organism development
Molecular function (GO): oxidoreductase activity, acting on paired donors, with incorporation or reduction of molecular oxygen; iron ion binding; monooxygenase activity
Source: RefSeq, a predicted model, not a curated record